Molecule: messenger RNA, 1003 nt
Organism: Xenia sp. Carnegie-2017
Lineage: Eukaryota; Metazoa; Cnidaria; Anthozoa; Malacalcyonacea; Xeniidae
Exons: 5
Coding region: 551-1003 (150 amino acids)
Source: RefSeq, a predicted model, not a curated record
CACAGUCUAAAGACAAGCACAAAGCAACCUAUGCUGGAUUAGCAAAACGAAUGGAGACGAUAGAGUUUGUUGAAGACGUAGCCAUUAUGAAAGACAUUGGGCAGCUUUCAAUUUUGUCUGAAUUACUACAGAAGGACUGCACCAUUCUCAAAGAAACUGACUAUUUGCAAUUGUAACAUUGUUAGAAUUUCGGUAUUGAGAAAACUUUGGCGGGGUUUGUUUAGAAGGUACGAAUUAAAAGGCGUAGAAAAUGCAAAGUGUGUUAAGAUUGUACUUUGCAUCGAGAACGACUUUGUAGACUUUAUAUCGUUUUUCUGGUUGAUUUAUUCGAGACGAUUGGUACGAUUGUUGUAUGGUCGUAAGUUUACUACGAUGGAAGAUAUUUUAACCCUUUGGGAUGGUAUAUUUGCUGAUGGUCUCUCUUUGGAUUUAGUCGACUACGUCUAUUUAUCGUUGGUAUGCAGCAAAAGAAGAAAAUCUUUUCAAUAAAAUCAACGUCUUUCGUGAGAGAUUUGGCCGGUGAAAUUUCGACACGCUCAUCGCCAAAAAAAUGCUUGAUCCUAAAAGAAAAAUGGUUUAUCUGGCAAAAGAACAACUAAAGUCAUCUGUCGCUCCUGAGUUUCCCAACCAAGAUGCUUUUCAUUCAAGAAUAACGAAUGGAUUACAGGCUGUCUUGCGAGGCACCAGACAAAUUCCAUCAAAGAGAGGACCGGAAAUCAAUGAUACAUACAAUGCUGAAAACAGAUUGGAAAAUAAAUCCUCUGUUAAUGAAAAAAAGAAACCAGUUGAAAUGAAGGAGAACAACAAGUCAUCCCCGUCAUCCCACAUGUUCCCCAGUGAUCCUGAUGAUGACGAUUUAUUUAUGAUGUCACCAAGAUCCAACAGAACAUCUGCCAGCACGGCGUUUUAUCAAAACUAUCAUCGAAAGUUCGUCAUCCAAGUCGAACUGACAUCACUGCUUUACAGCAAGUAUGUAGAAACUGUGAAAAUUGUUUUCUUCUGA